AUGGCGCACCGUCCUCACCCGUUAAGGCAGUCGUACACUGUCGACUACGCCCCCAACAGCAUCGCCCGGCAGCCUUCCACAACAUCCUCCUCAGCUUCAUCCGGUUAUUCGUAUACAUCUGAUUCGUACGACUUUGGACGGACCAGCGCAAAUACAUCAGUCACAUCAAGCGCAUUUGGGCCAACUGUACUUGGCCACAGACGCGGCAAGAGUGAGGCAGCUAUUCGGCAAACGACAAGGCGAUCAAGUACCUUCGAUGAGUCUGCGCCAAAUGCAAAGGAUGUGUACAGCUCAAUCAGACAAUCUUUGAGGCCACUCCCACAGGCUCCCGGCCCCUCUCCGAGUCCUCCUGCACACCAAUCGCCAGUUAAAACACCGCCGAGCUAUUCUAGGCACGAGCGCGGCCAGAGUAUCGACGCCGGAAGCCACGGUCGACAUGAGCGUGGCCAAAGCAUAGAUAUUGGAAGCCAUGGCCGACAUGAGCGUGGCCAAAGUACAGAUAUUGGAACGCCCACUCGACACGAGCGUGGCCAGAGUAUUGACAUUGGGAGACUAUCGCUCAUGGACGAGAAGACGUCACCGUCGCCUAGACCGCGAACAACAGCCUCUCGCCCGACAUCAAUGCUUCUCACUCGUUCUGACUCUGUGCGACCGACUCCACCAGGGGGCAAUGCUAUGGCUCUCUCGCCCAUCGGCAGACCAGACUUGCAGCAGCUCGGCCGUUCCUCGACAAGCCAACUUCGAACACUUUCCAAGCUAGGCACUGCGGAAGAUUUUGCCAUCACAUCACCAACGCAAGAGGUCGUAGGCCUGCGAGGCCGUCGGAGGUUGCAGCGCACGGGUGAUCAGAAUGGUCAGCGCAGUGCUGACAAGUACGGGUUUGCCGGUCGAAACUGGAUGGACAAACAACGCCAAUUCCUCCAAGCUUACGAGUACCUUUGUCACAUUGGUGAAGCCAAGGAAUGGAUCGAAGACAUUAUUCACAGACAAAUACCGCCCAUUGUUGAGCUCGAGGAAGCAUUGCGCGAUGGCGUUACGAUUGCCGAAGUCGUGGAGGCUUUGAAUCCCGAUAGACGAUUUCGAAUAUUCCGCCACGCGCGUCUUCAGGCCAGGCACUGGGAUAAUGUGGCUACCUUUUUCCGGUACUUGGACGAAGUUGAGAUGCCAGAAUUAUUCCGCUUCGAGCUGACCGAUCUCUACGAGAAGAAGAACAUACCCAAAGUCAUCUACUGUAUACAUGCCCUUAGUUGGCUGCUGUUUCGCAAGGGUAUCGUCGAUUUCAGAAUCGGCAACCUGGUUGGUCAGCUCGAGUUUGAGCACCACGAACUCGAAGCAAUGCAGAAAGGAUUGGAUAAGCUUGGUGUCAACAUGCCAAGCUUCGGUAAUAUGGGCGCCGACUUUGGUGUUGAACCCACCCCGGAACCAGAAGAGACUGAGGAGGAGCGUAUAGACCGUGAAUUAGGAGAAAACGAAGCAAUGAUUCUCGACCUUCAAGCACAGAUUCGUGGUGCUUCCACUCGGAUGCGGCUGGCCAAUAUCAUGAACAGCCUCUGGGAUGCGGAAGACUGGAUCGUCGAUCUCCAAUCGCGGAUACGUGGAGACUUCACCAGACAAAUUAUGGACUAUCGACUUCAAAUGAGACGUUUCGCAAUUCAGCUGCAGAGUGCAGCCCGCGGAUUUCUGGUUCGCAGUCGCAUGGCUAACAGAGAGGACUUCUGGAAGAGCAAAGAGAAGAGCAUCAUCAAACUUCAGAGCAUGAUGCGGGCUAUUCAAGUCCGUAACGAGGUACGCGAGACUCGAUCUCAAUUAGUACAAGCAGACGGCCCUGUGCGGAGCAUUCAGGCUCUCUGCAAGGGCUUCCUGGCACGAGAGAAGAUCGCCGCACAGCAGCAGCAGACGCACAGCAUGCAAGGACCAGUGAUGCAUCUGCAGUCAGCGAUUCGCGGCAUGCUGGUGCGAGACAGGCUAGAGAAAGAUCUUUACAGUCUUGACCAGGAGUCUUCGGCCAUCACGAGUUUGCAAGCUUCUAUUAGGGCAAUGCUGACACGGAAUCAGACCAACCAGCAGCGGGAGGCCCUAUUGAGCUUCUCGCAGCAGUGGGAAGCUCUGCAAGCUGUAUGCCGAGGUAACACUGUUCGAUCCGAAGUCAAUGCUACCAAGGCCGAGCUGGCACAAUAUGUUCCAGACAUUACAUACCUGCAAUCUCAUACCCGUGCGGGAGCUGUACGCUCGGCUACAGCUGAUCUUCUUGAUGCUUUGAGCACGCACGAAGCAUCCGUGAUCGAUCUACAGUCAAUGGCGAGAGGCGUGCUGGAAAGACAAAGGAUCGCCGCUGACCUUGAUGAGCUCGAUGGCCUGACGACUGACAUUGAGGAUCUCCAGGCAAGGAUUCGGGGUUUGCAGUCUAGGAAGCGACACUUCGACCUCUUGGAUGAGCUUCAGUCACAUGAAGAACAAGUCAUCUCACUCCAAGCUCUAUCGCGCGCCAUGCUCUGCCGUGCUCGCGUCGGGGAUCUCCUCGCGGAACUUGACGAGCACGAAGAUGCAAUCACGGAAUUACAAUCGCUCGCCAAGGGUUUUAUUGUCCGUGGUCAUUUUGAGGAAAAGAAGAGACACUUCAACGAGAACAUGCAGAAGGUCAUCAAGAUUCAAAGCUUUGUUCGUGCCAAGAUCCAGGGCGAGGCAUACAAGAGUCUCACUACGGGCAAGAAUCCCCCUGUCAACGCCGUCAAGAACUUUGUCCACCUGCUCAACGACAGCGACUUUGACUUCAACGAAGAAAUCGAAUUUGAACGACUCCGAAAGACGGUCGUCCAGCAGGUCCGCCAAAACGAGAUGCUUGAGCAGUACAUUGAUCAGCUCGAUAUCAAGAUCGCCCUUCUGGUGAAGAACAAAAUCACCCUCGAUGAAGUUGUUCGACACCAAAGCAACUUUGGCGGCCACGCAAGCUCACUGCUGGCCAAUACUUCCAUCGCCUCAGCGAACCAAUUCGACCUAAAGGCUCUCAACAAAAGUUCCCGAAAGAAGCUCGAGUCUUAUCAACAGCUUUUCUUCAAUCUGCAGACACAACCGCAAUACCUGGCGCGUUUGUUCAAACGGGUCCGUGAGCAGGGCACGGCUGAAAAGGAGUGCAAGCGAAUCGAACACUUGAUCAUGGGCUUGUUCGGAUAUGCCCAGAAACGAAGAGAAGAGUAUUACCUACUGAAACUCAUCACUCGAUCGAUUAGGGAGGAUGUCGACAGCUGCAGCACAAUCCAGGAUUACCUACGCGGCAACUUCUUCUCCGCUCGUCUCCUUGGCGCCUAUACUCGGUCGGCUCGCGACCGCAAGUACCUGCGGGAUCUUCUCGGCCCCUUAAUCCGUGACAACAUCAUCGAGGACCCGGCACUGGAUUUGGAGAGCGACCCAGUCCAAAUAUACAAAUCAGCCAUCAACAAUGAAGAGCUCCGCACUGGUUACCCCAGUAGGCGGCCACUUGACGUGCCUAGAGACUUGGCCAUCAAGGAUCCGGAGACGCGUGAGCUCUUCAUUGACCACCUGCGGGAUCUUCGCGAGAUCUGCGACCAAUUCUUCGUUGCGCUCGAGGAUUUCCUCCCAAAGAUGCCCUACGGCCUGCGGUUCGUCUGCUUGCAGACUUUCGAAGCAUUGCGUCAAAGGUUCAAGAGGGAGCCUCAGCAGCAAGUUUUGCAGCUUAUCACCAACUGGCUCUGGAAGUUUUACCUGCAACCCGCACUCAUCAACCCAGAACAAGUAGGCGUCAUGGAGAAGACUCUAGGCCCACUGCAGAAGCGCAACCUGGGCGAAGUGGCCAAGGUCCUGAGCCAAAUUGCUUCUGGAAGGCCUUUUGGUGGCGAGAAUGUCUACCUCCAGCCACUGAAUGCCUUUGUCGCAGAGUCAUCUGAACGUCUGGCUCAGAUCACCAAUGACCUUAUUUCGGUUGCCGACGCCGAGAGCACCUUUGACAUUGAUGAAUACAAUGACUUGUAUGCCAAGAAUAGGCCUACGCUUUACAUCAAAAUGGGCGACGUCUUCGCGAUCCACACCAUCAUUGCCAAUGAGCUCCCAAGCAUUUGUCCUGGCCGUGAUGAUAUCUUGCGCGAGAUCAUGCAAGACCUUGGCAGUGCCAAAAGCAACGAGCAUGAGAUGACUGCCGCAGGGUCAUCCGAAAUCCAGCUCUUCUUAACACCAAAGCUGCACGACGUUGAAGAUCCGGAGGCUGAAGUCAAGGCGCUAUUCAUGGAGACGAAACGUUGCAUUCUCUACAUCAUUCGUGUCCAAAGCGGCGCGAAUCUCCUUGAGAUCCUGGUUCGUCCGCCUACACAAGAAGAUGAGCACAAAUGGGCGGCCGUGCUUCGAGAAGACUUUGCUGCUGGUAACAAUACCAAGGGAGCCUAUUCCGACGCCAACAUGGUAGAUGUCACUCGGAUGUCAUACUACGACAUGAAGCGAAAUGCUCUGGAGAACAUCAUGCGACUUGAGCACAUGGGUCGGAUCUCCAAGCAAAACUAUUACCAAGAUGUGCUGAACGCCAUUGCUCUCGACAUUCGCACCAAGAGCAGGCGCCGAGUGCAGAGACAACGUGAGCUCGAUGGAGUUCGCAUGACGCUCGGCAACUUGCACCAGAAGGCCAAAUACCUGGAGCAACAGCGCAAGAGUUAUGACGACUACAUCGAACAGGCCAUGGCAACCUUGCAAAACAAGAAGGGCAAAAAACGUUUCCUCCUUCCCUUUACCAAACAAUUCAACCACCAGCGCGAAUUGGAGCGCUCGGGCCGGGUCCCCAAGUUCGGCUCGUACAAGUACAGCGUGCGCUCUCUUGCCGAUAGGGGCGUCGUUGUUUCUUGGCAGGGAGUAGCCGAGCGUGAUUGGGGUGUGAUCAAUCUGACCAUAAGCUGCGAUGAGGUCGGAGUCUUCAACCUCGAGGGCAGCCGUGGGCACAUCCAGAUCCCCGGUGCCAGCGCACUGAUCCCGAUUGAAAGCAUCCUGCAGUCCCAGUUCGAGUCCCACCAGUUCAUGAAUGUGUUUGAGGGCAAUCUCAAGCUGAACGUCAACUUGCUGCUGCAUACACUGUACAAGAAGUUCUAUCGAACGCAAUAA
Messenger RNA from Pestalotiopsis fici W106-1, 5097 nucleotides. RefSeq lists its product as uncharacterized. Gene Ontology annotation, biological process: regulation of GTPase activity; regulation of actin cytoskeleton organization. The transcript is spliced from 2 exons. Gene Ontology annotation, cellular component: cytoplasm. Bases 1 to 5097 code for a protein of 1698 amino acids. The record is from RefSeq and is a predicted model, not a curated record. Gene Ontology annotation, molecular function: calmodulin binding; GTPase activator activity; actin filament binding. NCBI's taxonomy places the organism in Eukaryota, Fungi, Ascomycota, Sordariomycetes, Amphisphaeriales, Sporocadaceae.